Molecule: messenger RNA, 1239 nt
Organism: Tetrahymena thermophila SB210
Lineage: Eukaryota; Ciliophora; Oligohymenophorea; Hymenostomatida; Tetrahymenidae
Product: alpha/beta hydrolase family protein
Exons: 1
Source: RefSeq, a predicted model, not a curated record
AUGCCUUCCUAAUAGUAGUCUCAAACAGAAAAAGAUAAAGUGAUAUUUAACAUAGAAUAGGUUUUAAAAGAUUGUAAAGAGAAGAGGGAACUUUCAGAAGUAGAAAGAUAGACUAAGUCUAUAAUAAGUUUAUCAAAUCAGAAUAUCAAAAAUUUUAAGAUUGUAGAAGAUGAUUCUGUAAAAAUCCCAAACGCAAAUAGAAGGUUAAUAAGAUACGAAAAUCCAGAAAAUAAAUGGUUUUGUUAUUACACAGAUAAUCUAUAAGAGCUUAAAAUGUCAAAAUAGAAUUUAGAGAUGCCAGAAUUAACAAUUUUAGCAUUGCAUGGAGGAGCUUUUGACUAUAAAGAGUUAUUAAAACUUGAGUAUGCAUUUGGUGAAAAAACAUGCAGAUGGAUAAAUUUUGCAUAUCCUGGGUACGAUGGAUUUGAUGAUAGCAGGGGAUCGUUUAAAGGGAGUGUAAGAGAGCAUUGUUAAUUGAUUGCUGAUCUGCUAGAUCAUUUAGAAAUCGGAUAAGUCAUAUUUUUAGGUCAUUCAUUUGGUGGUUAUUACAGAAAUUACUUUACUUUGAUGUAUCCUCAAAGAGUGAUAGGAACUGUAUCUAUUGCUACUCAUAGUUUUGAACAUAAUGUUGGAUUUAGAACUUGGGUUGAGUGCAUUGAAAGACCUUUGAGAGAGUAUCAAGUCACUUAGCCUGAGCUCUUAAAAAUGAUAUAGAAUUAGCCUGAAAAGAAAAAAGAAGUAAUAAAGAUAAUUCAAGACUCAUUCAAGUAUAUAAGGAGUAAUUUCGGAGUGUAAUUAGCAGAAUUAGAAGAAAAUAAAAUACUUACUUAAAUAAGAAUUCUUAUGCAAUAGGAUUAUCCUUUGGAAUUUAAAGAAACAUUUAAAUUUUUGAAUCCAAACAUCCCUCAUUUAAUUACAUUUGGUUUUGAUGACCCUCUCAUCACUCUAGAUAAGCAAACUGAGACAAUAUAUUACUUGUAAAAUAACACAAGUAGAAAGCAAUUUAAGCUUAAAAGAACACCAGAAGUAGAAAAAAUAUUGGAAGGAGUAGAUUUUGAUUAUGAAAAAGAUGUCUUUUAUGAUAAUUUCUUGUUUAUGUUUGAAAAAUGUGGUCAUGUACCUCAUUUAAAAAGAGCAAAUGAGCUAGGCUAUUGCUUACGUAUAUUUUCCAUACUAAUUAAUUACUUAAACACAACUAAUUAACUAAAUCAUCUCCUCACAUAAUUUCCAAAGCUAUGA